AUGUCCCUCCACUGGCUUUCCUCAGCGGUGCUGCUGCUCUUUCUGUUGGUGUGCUGCGGCGGCAGUGGGGCCGGGGCCAACGCUGCAGUGACGCAGGAGGCGUCGAAGGAGGUGGAGCUUUUCAAACCAGGGGAAACUCCUGUGUUUGCUGCUGGGGAAGAGAGCGACAAAGACCGUUAUGAAAGUGUCUCCUCUUUCUACAGCCACUCCCUUCUUGACGUGAAUGGUGUGCUGGUUGCUCUUGCCGUCGGCACACACAGCAACAGUGACAGCGACGUGCGUCUUGAAAUGUGGGCCAAGUACAGUGCGUACGGGGCCAAUGGAAGAUGA
Molecule: messenger RNA, 330 nt
Organism: Trypanosoma conorhini
Lineage: Eukaryota; Euglenozoa; Kinetoplastea; Trypanosomatida; Trypanosomatidae
Product: trans-sialidase
Exons: 1
Coding region: 1-330 (109 amino acids)
Source: RefSeq, a predicted model, not a curated record